Salmo salar (Atlantic salmon) is the source of this 5001-nucleotide messenger RNA. The record is from RefSeq and is a predicted model, not a curated record. Lineage: Eukaryota; Metazoa; Chordata; Actinopteri; Salmoniformes; Salmonidae.
CGGGAUCCCCGCUGAAAACAGCUGCACAGUUUUUUUGUUGUGUGUGAGAUUCAUUCAUCAGCGGAGAGCGACGGUUUUCUACGCUGACGUAACAUACAUAUUACAAUACAACCGGAAUAGAUUUGUGUGGUCGGUUUUCUGAGCGGUUCAAUACUGUACAGCGACCAGGGAGCAGAAGAGAGAGAAGAAAAAACACAAUGAUGCACUUCAACAACAUUAUGGACCUCGGCGACACAUCAGAAACACGAUAAAAACACACGUCAAUGCAGCAUCGGCGGAUGGCUGGAUUUAUUUUAGGAGGAUUGAAAUUACUGUCCAUCGGAACGGAGUAUCUAGUGUGAGGUUUAGAUACAGUGUUGCAGGAGAGUUGCAGCUGCCCGGUUUCUCUCUCUCCUUCUCUCUCUCUCUCUGUCUCUCUCCUCUCUCUGCUCUCUCUCUCUCUCUCUGUCUCUCCUUCUCUCUCUGUCUCUCCUUCUCUCCCUCUCUCUCUCUCUCUCUCUCUCUCUCUCUCUCUCUCUCUCUCUCUCUCUCCUAUCCGACGUUGUUGUGAAUGAUCAAACAUGGCGACUGUACCAGUAUAUUGCAUCUGCAGACUGCCCUACGACGUUACCCAGUUUAUGAUCGAAUGUGACGCCUGCAAGGACUGGUUUCACGGAAGCUGUGUUGGUGUGGAUGAGGACGAGGCUCCAGACAUUGACAUCUACCACUGUCCCAACUGUGAGAAGACCGAUGGAAAAUCCACCAUGAAAAACAAGAAAAGGACUAAACACGACACGGGACAGAGAGGAGACAUCAGAGCGGUUCAGAACGGCAGUCAGGUGUUCAUCAAGGAGCUACGCAGUCGCACCUUCCCCAGCUCUGAGGACAUUGUGGUGAAGCUGAAUGGCAGCCAGCUGACUAUGGACUACCUGGAAGAGGUUGGUUUUAACGAGCCCAUCCUGGUUCUGAAGAAGGACGGUCUGGGGAUGUCCAUGCCCGCUCCUACCUUCUACAUCAAUGAUGUGGAGAAACAUGUUGGUCCAGACGUAGGUGUGGAUGUGAUAGAUGUGACCAAGCAGAAAGACAGUAAAAUGAAGCUGAAGGAUUUUGUAGAUUACUACUACAGCACCAGCAGGAAGAAAGUAUUAAACAUUAUCAACCUCGAAUUCUCUGACACACGGAUGGACAGUAUAGUGGAGAGUCCUCAGAUUGUGCGGAGGUUGUCAUGGGUAGAGAACUACUGGCCAGACGACGCUCUCCUGGGGAAACCCAAAGUCACUAAGUACUGUUUGGUCGGCGUUAAAGACAGCUACACGGACUUCCACAUCGAGUGUGGAGGGGCCUCCGUGUGGUACCACAUCCUCAAGGGAGAGAAGAUCUUCUUCCUGAUCAAGCCCACGUCAGCCAACCUAUCGCUGUACGAGCGCUGGAGGUCCUCAGCCAAUCACACUGAGAUGUUCUUCGCCGACCAGGUGGACAAGUGUUACAAGUGCACUCUGAAGCAGGGGCAGACCCUAUUCAUACCCUCAGGUUGGAUCAACGCUGUGCUGACUCCAGUGGACACUCUGGCCUUUUCUGGACACUUUGUCCACAACCUGAGUGUUGAGAUGCAGAUGAGAGCGUACGAGGUGGAGAAGCGUCUAAAGGUCAACUGUCUGACUCCGUUCCCCAACUUUGAGACGGCCUGCUGGUACGUGGGACGACACCUGCUGGAGAGAUUUAAAGGUUUACACAAGGCCAACAGACAGCCAGCUCCCUACCUGGUCCAUGGAGCUAAGAUCAUCAACGGAGCUUUCAGGGCCUGGACUAAGAAACAGGCUCUGUUAGAACAUGAAGAUGAGCUUCCAGAGAACAUGAAGCCCACUCAGCUCAUCAAGGACCUGGCCAAGGAGAUCAGGAUCUCAGAGAACUCGGCUAAAGCCAUUAAGAGUGAUUCGGGUAGCAAGGCCCCAGUGGAGGAACCUCCUGCUGCCCCGUUAGAGCCUGAGGACCCUGCUUCCCCCUCCAGCGACCCCUCUCCGUCCCCUCCUCCCCGGGAGAAACCAGCCAGGAAGAAGGCCUCCAAACCACCCAAACCUCCAAAGGUCCCCAAAGCGAAGGAGGGAGGGAAGAAGAAAGGAAAGAAAGAGAAGGAAGUCCCUGCUCCUCCUCCUCCUCCUCUUCCUCCAUCGAAGCCCUCCAGCCUGGCAGCUCUGGAGUCUCACGCCAAGGACAUCCUCAGCAAGAUGGACCAGCCCAAGAAGGGCAAGAUGGGGGGCAAGGCGACUAAGAACGUCCUGAGCAUGUCGGAAAAGGAGACCUGUAAGCAGAACGACGUGGAGAAGUUUGAGAUCCGAGAACAGAACAAGAAACAGACGGAAGCCAAGUGGAAAUAUAAGAACAGCAAACCAGAUUCCUUACUGAAGAUGGAAACUGAAGAACACAAGUUUGAGAGAACAUCGCUAUCAGGCAACAAAGACAAGUUUUCAUUCUCAUUGACACACAAGAAGUUACUCGGUUCUAAGCUGAAGCCUCAGACCAACUCCAGUGUGUUCAGCUCGUUACAAAACCUAAAGGAGGACAAGGCCAAGCCGGUGAGAGACGAGUAUGAGUACGUGUCUGACGAAGGAGAGUUGAAGAUCGAUGAGUUCCCCAUCAGGAGGAAAAAGAACGCAGUCAAGAGAGACUUAUCCUUCCUGUCAAACAUCAAAGACCCAAUCCACCCAUCCAAGAAGCCAAAGCUCCUCCCCUCUGCUGUCAAGGCUGACUCGUCAGAUGAGGAGUCGCUCCACAUCGACACAGAGGUCAAGCCGGAGGUGAAAGGUCGUAACUCGAAGGUGAAAAAGAAGACGGGCAGCACGGCGGGCAUCCUGGACCUUCUCCAGGCCAGCAAGGCUGUCGGUGGCAUUGACUACAACGCCAACAGUCAGCCACCUGCAUCUCCCAGCACACAGGAGGCCAUUCAGGGGAUGUUGUCUAUGGCCAACCUGUCCUCCGGGGCUACCGCUGGGGCCGCAGCCAUCUCCUCUGACACCGCUGGAGGAGGUGGUUCCUGGGGCAGGAACCAUGCCAACACCACCACGGCUGGACGGAAGGGAGGAACACGAGGAGGAGGAAAAGGAGGAGGAGAUGGGAACAGUAAGCGGCCAGCCAAACCCAAGAAAACAAAGAAGAACAGCAGCGUCGACAGCAUCGAGUUUGAUGACGACCAUGAUCACAUGGACGCCUGCUUCAAGGACUCCGACUAUGUUUACCCCUCUCUUGAGUCCGAAGAGGAUAACCCUGUCUUCAAAUCCAGAUCCAAGAAGAGGAAAGGUUCUGACACUCCGUACAGCCCCACAGCGCGUGUCGGUCCCUCUGUGCUUCGUCAGGCGAGGCCGGCCAGAGAAGGAGCGCGAGUGGCUUCCAUCGAGACCGGACUAGCGGCUGCCGCAGCCAAACUCUCACACCAGAAGGAGCAGCAGAAGACCAAGAAAAAGCAGAAGAGCACAAAAAAGAAGCCCCCUGCUGCCGUGAGGGAGGAGGAGGAGGAAGAUGAGGAGCCAGUGAGGAAGCUGAGCAGGGACAGCAGUUCUCCAGAACCUGACGCGGGCCGGGACUCCGAGCCAGGUCAAACCGACCAUGAAUACUCCUCUGGGGCAGGAGGGAAGCAGGCUGUGGGGCCCCAACCCAUGGCACCUGGAGUCUUCCUUACGCAGAGACGACCCUCAACGUUUUCAUCAUCUCACAACAAUAACAACAACAACACGGCCAAGGGGGAGCGAGGAGCCGGAGGAGGAGGAGGAGGAGGAGGAGCGGGAGGAGCAGGAGGAGCGGGAAAAGGUGACGCAAAGGGCGAAGCGAAGCGGCUAAAGAAAGGCAUGGCGACGGCCAAACAGAGACUAGGAAAGAUCCUCAAGAUCCACCGCAACGGGAAGCUCCUCCUGUAACAGGAAGUGACUCACUGAGGAUCAUUGCCAUUGGCUCCUGCAGUACUCUUAGCCUAUGAACUGGCCCCGUCUCCCAUCUCCUUUCCUUUGAUUGGUGCUGGGCUAACAGACAGACUGAAACAGUCACCAUUGGUUUUUGCCUAUACUUAAAGUGUACAGAAUAAUUGCUAGAAAUAUUUUUUAAGAAAAAAAUGUGUCAUUUUACUACAGUCAGUUUAUCAGGGGGUCGCUAUGCUAGUGUUAAACUAGGCCUGCAGCCCAAACGGCAGCCUAUUCCCUUUAAGGACCCUGGUCAAAAGUAGUGCGCUAUAAAGGGAAUAGGCUGCCAUUUGGGACGCCGCCAAGAAGUACAUUGUCGUCAUUCCAGGACCCUGAAAGUAUCCCUUACAUGUAUUCAGUUGGAUGGCACUUAUGUGGGGGUGGGGUUGAGGGUUAAAAGGUAGUUUAUAGAGAAUUCAUUACUACUAUUUGGAUGUGGCUUAUCAUUACCUUGCAAUAUUGUUUAAGAAUUUAGGAAAUAAUUGUUGCUUUCUGUCCUCCCCCAGACCAGACCUAGCCUGAAAUACAGUCUUGUUUGUGUUAACAAUCCAACCCCUCAGACAUGUUAGGCAUGACUAGGAGUGGAACGUUAGCACAGACCCAGGCCUUCACUAGAUACAUUCACCUCCACGCUGUUCCUUUGGUUUGCUAAGUACUAUCAGUUACGAUAUUUAUUCUCCUAAUAUACUGUUUCAUGUCAUAGACGGGGGGGUUUGAAGAAGAAGCCCCCCCAAAAAAGGCACUUAUAGUAACAACUUGUGAAGGGAUUUUCAGAGUUAUGUCCGAUAUGUCAGUAUGAUGAUUGUUCCAGUGGCUCAACUGGAUUUCUCUGGUUGUUAGAACGGUUUGAAACUAAUGUUUUUCACACCCAAACAAACACGUCAUCGUUAUUUCACAAUGUGCCGUUUAGUUCCGUUUUGAAGACUUAUCUUAAGAUGGAUAUUGUGAUUAUAGACCGUAUGAAUUACCUACUUAAACACAGUAAACAAAUAACCAAAUGUGUAAUAUUGUUCUAAAUUUGCACAUACUGUAUAUUACCACAGCUGGUAAAUUAUCCUUAAAGAGAUAUAAUGUG